AUGGCAACCCAGCAAGUGGGCAGCAGGAGGCGGGUGGCCACAGAGCGGGUGGCAGCCCAGCUGCUUGAACGGAGAAGGGACAGCCACUGUGAUGACAAGAAGCAGACACUGUUGGCAUUGCUGAUCUUGGUGCUGUACUUGAGCACAGGGAUAUCGGGAAGCAGUUGGGAGGUGUCAGAAAGGAUCAGAGAAUGUAACUACUACCAGAAUCUUGUAGUUUCCCAGGGGCUUGAAUAUCAGACUGAUGAGCCCUCGGAAGAACCGAUAAAGACCAUCAGGAACUGGCUGAAGGAGAACUUGCAUGUCUUCUUGGAGAAGUUAGAGGAAGAGGUGCGAGAGCUGGAGCAGCUAGUGCGGGACCUGGAACUGUGGCUGGACGCUCUUCUGGGAGAGCCGCACCUGGAGGAGCACUGCUCCACACAUAAAAGUCACAUGUGA
This is a messenger RNA of Rhinopithecus roxellana (golden snub-nosed monkey), 438 nucleotides long. RefSeq names its product small integral membrane protein 23 (gene SMIM23). The transcript is spliced from 4 exons. NCBI's taxonomy places the organism in Eukaryota, Metazoa, Chordata, Mammalia, Primates, Cercopithecidae. The record is from RefSeq and is a predicted model, not a curated record. Bases 1 to 438 code for a protein of 145 amino acids.